AUAGUUCGUUGUUCAUGUUUGUGUAGGAUCACGACUGUUUACUGUUUAUUUUACAUUUUAAAAUGUUAUUCGCAACCCCGCGAUGUGUUUGAAUAUCGAGGACUUUUGAGAAAUCAUCGUUAUUAAAUCAUAAUCAUAGGUAAAGAAAAGAAUGGCGAUUCCACCGUUUCCAUCGCAAGAUUUAGCGAAGCUUGUCCUCGGUUAUCUUGCAGAGGAACAGCUUAUGACUGCUUACGAUGAAUUUCUACAGGCUAGUCCCUAUUUAGACGCACUAAGAAAUGAGUAUGACAGGAUUUUAAUGACAUCACUGAAACAUAUUCUGGCGGAGUAUCGAGCAGUUAAAAUUUACGUUGAAACUUGUAAGCCUUUCGCACUACGAAAAAAAUUGCUCCAGUGUUACAAUUUAUUGGAAAUGGUGAAAUUUCUUAUCGAAAAUGUUGAUACAAAUAAGUUAAAUGAACAGGAGCAAAGUAUUGAAAAAUCAAGUUUUACUAAGAAUGUAAAUGUUGUACCACCAAGUAACCCAGUACAACCAAGUUCCCAGUCUUCCAGUCAAAUAGAAAAUUCAAUGUUGGAUAGUUCAGUAGAAGCUACAUCUUUAGAUGAUCUUCCAGGAAAUUCAACAAUUAAGAAAAAAACUUUAAAAGCAGUAGAAACAAAAAACUCACAUACUAAUGUUGAUUGCGAAAGUAAAGUAUGUCCAGUGUCAAAUACUAAUGUGAAUAUGAAUUCUUUAUUGACUGAAGUGAAAAAUGUAACUGUCAAUCCACAAACAGGACCAAAUAAUCUAGAUUUGAUGAAAUGUAAUAAGUCUGAAUCUGUACAAAAAAUUGAAGAAUUCAACAAUAUUUUAGACUAUGUAUGUAAGAACGGAAGUGCUGAACAAAACACGUAUUCAUUAACAAACAAUGUCACAAAUCAAAACCAAAGAUUAUCAACAGCUGGUACAUUCCAGGACUUCACAACUGGCAUUUAUAAUAGUGGCUCAGUUCAUGUAUCUUAUUCAACCACACCAAGUGAUAAUAAUGCGCAGGCGCCUUCAAUAAGAAACACUAGUACUUAUGUUAAUAUUGGAGGCUUAACGAAGGAAGAGUUGAUGUCAAAAGGUCAUUUUGUACUGACAGUCGACAGCAGUAAAAAUUCUCAAGGUGUCCCACUGAUAACAACUUCGUCUCCGACAAUAACACAAGCCAACAAAAAAAUUGAAACUCGAAAACGCGAAGAAAAUAAAAUAAAAAUCUUAUCAGAUGUUAUUGUGGACAAAUCAUAUGAAAGUUUGAGUGGAAAACAAAAAAUGCCACCGGUUUUGAGCAACGCGACGUCGACUCCGUUCCAGAUGCCAAAUAUGUUAAUAAAUGGAACACCAGCUUAUAAAAACAACAUGAAAUCGCAUUGUUUGGCAAAACUUAAAUAUACCACGGAUGAAAUAAUGGCAAUGCCAACAAUUAUUCUUGUUCCUGCAUCAGUUUCAGGAACACCUGCAAGUUCAACAGAUUCAGGAACAGUAGCUCCAUUAUCCACGGAUCCCAAACCACUUACAAUUACUUCAAAUUCUUCCCAAGAUUUAUUAAAACCACUUUUAAUUGAUGUUACAUCCCCAGUCAUAAACCCGCCAGUUAGUUCCUCUAAUAUAGUAACCAAUGAACAAAAUAAUAUUGAAAGUAUUGAACAAAAUCUUAUCAAAACAGUGGAAUCCACCGAAAAUAUUUUGAAGUCCAAAGAUAAUACAAUUAAUACAACAAAUUCAACAUUACCGAAGACAACAACUCCACAAGGUGUAUUGCCUAAUCGGAAGUCGUCAUCAACUCCCCGUAGAAAUUCCCAUGUUAGAGUUUUAGAUUUUACAACACCAAGGAGAAUAUUAACUGAGACUAUUAACGAACAAAGCCCGGAAAGGAAUAGCUCUGACAACCAAGAAUGUAAUGAAACAGUUCAGGUGCCGUGUAAAGAACCCAAGGUACAAAUAGACGUCGCCGUCACUGACAAUGUUAUAAGUAUAGAAAAUCCGGAAUGUCCAAAAUUAAAAACAAACGUAGCAAAAGAAAAUAAGGCGAUUACUAAAAAGAACUGGGAUUCUGAUAUCCGAGCUGCAGCGGUAUGUGGAAUAAAUACCCCAGUUAAGUCUACACAAAAGAUAAAAACUAAAACGAAAGAAAAGGCUACAAGAAAGAAAAAAUCAGAUGAAGAUAAGAAUUCUAAAAAAAGAGCAAAUAAGGAUACGAGUAAAGAAAAAAAGAAGAAAGACAAAUCAGAUUCUAAAGAUUAUAAAGAAAACGAUUUUAUUGAAAGUGAACAAAAAGCAACUCCAGUAAUUAAAGCUAAUGUUAACAUUCGGAGUGAUAAGAAUAUUGUUGAAGAUAAGAAUAUUGUAGAAGGUAAAAGGAUUGUUGAAGAUUCAAAUAUUGUAGAAGAUAAAAAGAUUUUAGAAGAUAAGAAGACGACAGAAGAUAAAAAUCAAAUCAAUUUUUAUGGCAGUAUUGAUCGAACUGAAACCCCUGAGAACGAAAGGAUAGCUUUGCAAAAUGUAAUUGGAGCCAAACUAAACAUAUCAGACUUAUUAGAAACUCCAUAUAAACAAGUUCUUUACGAUAUUCAAAUGGAUACACCAAAGUUUUUAGGUACAGAUUUACCUGAUGAACCAAUGUCAGAAGUGAAAAUAAUGAGUAUUCCCACUCCGCGAUUUCUCCGCGAUUCUAACGAAAAGAAUUCUACUCCGUCUUGUUGUUAUUCGUCUAGACCGACUGAUUAUUCUAGCGGUGGAUCCUAUUACAAACCUGAUGAUCAAGAUUUUAUCAUUUGCACUGAUGUACCUCAGAGUUCACCGCGCCAAGAAGAAAAUAGCAAAUCCAAUAACGAUAUAACAUCAACUAAACCUGAAUUAGAUAAUAAAGAAAGUAAGUCCGGUAGACCUGUGAGACAAUGUACAAAAAAUGUUUCUUACAAGGACCCACUAUUUAAUGGCAAAAGUAUCCCCUUAAAAAGUUUGGCCCAGAGUUGUGUAAUCAAUGAAGAUAGUACCGUCGACAACGCUUCAGAGGAUCGUGUUAGUUCUAAAAGUUCCAAAGACAUUACAGUAAAGGAAAAAAGAAAACAAGAUACAAAUAAAACUAAGAAAUCCGUAAAGAAAAUUAAAUCUCCCAUAAAAAGAGAUACACCAAAAACAUUUAUGAAGAUAAAACCGAGAAGAACUACACCAACAAAAGAAUUAUUAGGAGGCAAAAGUAGAAAAACGUCAGAAUCAACCAAACAGAAAAAAAUUAAUAGCAAAGAGAGAAAUGAAAACUUAACCUCCGUGACCGCAACUAUACCUACAAAGUCACGAAGAAAAUCUUCGACGCCUAGAAAACUUCAUUGUACUAAAACAUUUAACUCUGAAAGUUCCGACCAUACAUCUCCCGAAACUGCUAAACCAAAGCAAGACAAGACUCAAGAAGAUCGUGCUCGAUCACGCGAGUCCGACGUUGAAAUACCGUUAAGGUGGUCCGAUGAUGGCUCUCAAGAUGAGACUUUAAAAAAUAAACUCAAAUCUGAUUCUUUAUCUGUAACCGAUACUGAUGAUAUAUCCAAAAUAAAAGAAUACAUCGAAACAUGCGCCACAGAGAAACCCGAACUCAAAGAUGGUGAAGGAAGUUUGCAUUAUGAUUUAAUCAAAAGAGGUUUUGAUGUCGAAACUGCUAAAAAAUUAGAACGAGACCUACUUGAUUCGCCGUGUGCUAAACGUGAAAUAGAUAUGCCGACAGAAUGUUUUGAAAUUAAAACUAAUGUUUCUGAAAGUAUUACUGGGAGUGGAGAUUCUUAUAGUCUAAAAAUAGAGGAUGGUGAUGACGAUGAAGAUGAUGAAGAAAUAGAACUAUCUAUACACGAAUGUAAUGAAGAUACCGUCAACUAUAUUCAUUACGAGUAUGAUGAUACUGAUGAGAAAGUAUCAGGUCCACAAUCAAAAUUAAAGGAUAACUAUUCAAUGGAAAUUUGUGUAGACGAUGGUGUCACGAUAAGGUUGAGAGCGACAACAUUUAGCGUAUUGUUAGACCAAGAUCCCCAUGAAACGGAGGUUAAUUACAGUUACAAAGAAACUGCAAUGGCUGUAUCUUCAAUAUCAAACUUUGAUAAGCUGUAUACACCAUUGAAAGAUCAUAAAGCCCAAAUGUAUGAUAUUUUCGAUUCUACAUUAACAAGUUUGGAUACACCUUUAAAAAUCGGUAGUUCUAAAUCACCGGAGUGUGAACAUAAUAAUAUCACUGAAAUAUCAUUGGAAGUUGAAAAAAUGGAAUAUGUCGAGAAAACUGAUUUGAAAAAAAGAAAACGUUUACAAAGUGGAUCCUCAGAGGAAUCGAUAAAUUGCACUAAGAAAACUAAAAGAGAAACCCAAUAUCUUUUAAAUACAACGAAUAUUCAGAAUAUUGAUAUAGAGUCUGUUUUAAGUAAGUUACAUGGCCCCUGAGAGUGUCUUAGUAGUUUUGUUUUUAUUAUUGGCCUUAUAGAAUAUUAUGUAAAACAUAUUAAAAUAUAUGUACA
Molecule: messenger RNA, 4515 nt
Organism: Papilio xuthus (Asian swallowtail)
Lineage: Eukaryota; Metazoa; Arthropoda; Insecta; Lepidoptera; Papilionidae
Product: mucin-17
Exons: 9
Coding region: 152-4441 (1429 amino acids)
Source: RefSeq, a predicted model, not a curated record